Molecule: messenger RNA, 903 nt
Organism: Leptosomus discolor (cuckoo roller)
Lineage: Eukaryota; Metazoa; Chordata; Aves; Leptosomiformes; Leptosomidae
Source: RefSeq, a predicted model, not a curated record
AUUGACCAGGAUGGGCUGACUCUGCCUGAACGGACCCUCUACCUGGGGCAGGACGAGGAGAGUGAGAAGAUCCUGGCCGCGUACCGGGUGUUCAUGGAGCGUCUGCUCACCCUCCUGGGGGCCGAGCACGUGGAGCAGAAGGCCCAGGAGAUCCUGCAGCUGGAGCAGCACCUUGCCAAUAUCACGGUGUCCGAGUAUGACGACGUGCGGAGGGACGUCAGCAGCAUGUACCAUAAAGUGACCCUGGGUGAGCUGCAGCGCAUCACCCCCACGCUCAAGUGGAAGCGCUUGCUGGACCGUAUCUUCCACGACAACUUCUCAGAGGAGGAGGAGGUGGUGCUGCUGGCCACCGACUACAUGCACAAGGUGUCCGACCUCAUCCGUGUGACACCCAGCAGGAUCCUUCACAACUACAUGCUGUGGCGAAUCGUGGUGGUGCUGAGUGAGCACCUCUCCACCCCCUUCCGUGAUGCCAUCCAUGAGCUCUCCAAGGAGAUGGAGGGCAACGAGAAGCAGCUCGAGCCAGGCAAGAUCUGCCUAAGCCAGGCUAACAAGCAUUUUGGCAUGGCCCUGGGUGCCCUCUUCGUCGAGGAGCAUUUCUCCUCUGCCAGCAAAGCCAAGGUGCAGCAGCUGGUCGAGGACAUCAAAUACAUCCUGGACCAGCGCCUGGAUGAGCUGGACUGGAUGGAUGAAGAGACACGGAGAGCAGCCAGGGCCAAGCUCCGGUACAUGAUGGUGAUGAUUGGGUACCCUGAUUUCCUGAUGAAGCCAGAGGCCAUCGACAAGGAGUAUGAGUUCGAGGUGGAUGAGAAGACCUACUUCAAGAACAUCCUCAACAGCAUCGCCUUCAGUAUCAGGCUCUCGGUGAAGAAGAUCCGGCAGGAGGUGGACAAGUCCGCGUGG